Molecule: messenger RNA, 9503 nt
Organism: Cavia porcellus (domestic guinea pig)
Lineage: Eukaryota; Metazoa; Chordata; Mammalia; Rodentia; Caviidae
Gene: Fgd4
Product: FYVE, RhoGEF and PH domain containing 4
Exons: 17
Coding region: 1591-4167 (858 amino acids)
Biological process (GO): filopodium assembly; cytoskeleton organization
Cellular component (GO): cytoplasm
Molecular function (GO): guanyl-nucleotide exchange factor activity; metal ion binding
Source: RefSeq, a predicted model, not a curated record
GUUUUGUUUUUUCCCUUUUCCCUUUUAAAUAAAAUUAAAAAAAAAAAAAAACCUUGAGACUAUAACUUAAAUGCUGCUAUAGGAAGCACAGAUGUUGGGGCAUUUUUGUGACCAAGAAGCAUUCUGGUUUUUACAUUACUAAAAUUUGCCAAGGUUAAGUGGUCUUGGAAUCAAAUCUAAACUGUCUGUCUGCCAUGGCAAAACUUGAACACAUGGAUAGAGUUUGCAAAGGAAAUAAAAGAAUUCAGAUUUCUGCUCCUUGAUUUCAUUUUUCUAUAUUCUAAUUUUCUAUUUUUUAUUAGUUGUAAAAGUUAGUCCUGCCUUAUAUGGAAAUAAUGCUUUAUCUGUUGUGGUGCUAGAGGUGUGUGCUAGGGAGGUUUUCUACCACUGAGCCACAUCCUUAGCUGCUAGAAGCAAAUUUACUAACAUCACUUUUACUAAAAAGAUGGAUGACCCCAUUUUCUGACAGGCAAGUGUAAGUUUCUGAGUGUCCCGUAUGUGUGGUGCAGAUGAGAACUCCCGGCUCUUGUCUUCUGUGACAUGGACUGAUUCCUGUGGAUGGGCACUUGCCUGCUCUGAGGCCUUGCUGAGACCAGGCAGGCUGGCCUAGUGGUUCUGACAGUCUGGUUCCCCAGGUGUUCCCUCAAACCAGGGUGCUGUUUGAAAUGCAAAUUCUGCGGUUCUGCUUCAUACCAGCUGCCCCCAUGUGGAAAAAGGUGUGUGCCCGCAGCUGUCUGGGUGAGUGGUGUAUACCACGCAUCAAGACCACUAUCACAGGCACAGUGGAGAGGAGGCUGCCACUGGAGCCUCUUGUGAUGAAUGGUCUGAGGCCUGUCACCUCACUGUGAUUUGAUAAAUAUUUUAAUUCUGACAUUUCCUAAUUUUUCAGGGUCCUGAAAAAAUGUUUAAGUACUAAUCAGAUUAUCUAAACUUAUGAAGAUAUAUAGAAACAGGCCAUAAGUAUUUAUCAGUUAAACAGUGUUCUCAGAUAACAUGAAACUUGUUUUCCUCUGGGAAAUUGACAUAUAGUGCUUAUGCAUUCUGUGCUGUUAAUUCACAGAAGUUGAUGAUCUGCGCCAAAAAGUAAAGCUACAAGUAGCAAAAUAGCAUUUGGGGACAUUCAAAGGAGAGAUUUUAAUACCUUAAACUAGUGAAUUGAGUCUCUGACAUCUUUGAUCCAGUGCAGGGACACAGCUAAAAGGAACAGCAACUGUUUUCAUGUGAGCAGUCGAGAGGAUUGCCUAAGUCAGGCCUUAGUUGAUAAACCAUCCCGUCUUUCUAGUGUGUCUGAAGGUCUGCGCUGUGGGUUCUGUGCUGUGGGUUUUACUGAGCAUCUGCAGAUGCUCUGUCUCUUGAAGAACCCAGCAACAGCCUUCCCUGGGGAGCUGUGGCGUCUUGUGCAGGGGGCUGUCUCUGGGGCAGCAAGGUCUGAGAAUGCUCCACAGCACCCCGAGCAGCACUCCUGGGUGAUCUCCUUAUGCCCCAGUGCUUGAUGUCCAGGGCUAGGAUUUUAUCACGUGGACUGUAACACAGCAAAGCCAGAUUCUUUGUUGCUAUCCCAGAGCACACUGUUUGCCAGUCUGUGGAAUCAUGUCCACCGAGCAAGGUGGCAGUACCUGCCCAAAGGUCACCGUGGUUCCACCGUGUCCGACGAGCAGCACAACCAAACUGAUUGACCAGAAUGUGUCCGAAGAGGCUCAGGGAAUAAAUGGGAAGACACCAGCGAAACACUGCGCUCCAAGUCCAAAGCCACAAGUGCCUCCAAAGCCAUUACGUCUGCAGAAUUCACCUUCGUCCAAUAUACACCAAACCCCCAGGCAGAAAGCUUUAUCUAGAGCAAAACCCAGGAUGGAGGAAGUUAAACCUGCCUCUGCUUCUUGUGUCUCAAAAGAAAAACCCAAUAAGGUAUCAGACCUCAUCAGUCGCUUUGAAGGAGGCAGCGCGCUGUCGAGUUAUCACGAUCUGAAGCGAGACUCUGCUGUGAACCUGCACACCCCGCGCACCCCCGGCCGGCAGGGGCCGCCACCCGCGCCUCCCCAGAAAGCAACGUCCUCGCAGCCUGGAGCCGAGCCGGCGCACACGCGGGGCCCGCAGACACGCGUGGCCAAUGGCGUGAUGGCACCACAGAGUGCGGCCACCGCCAUAGACAACCCUGAGCCUCCGGGACCGCAGCAGACUGCAGACCCUGUUCCCGGCUCGAAGGCUGUGAACGGAGAACCAGAGGGGGCUGAAUCUCCCGCCACUGGUGCCGAGCAAGACGGCGACGCUGCUGCCCACCAAGACGGCGAUGCUGCUGCUCACCACGACAGCGAUGCCCCCGAUGGCAGCUGCAGGACUCCGGGUGCUGACCCUGAGCGCCCCGCAAGAGGAGGAGAGGCCCAGACGGAGGCUGGGCUCCAGGACAGGGAGAAUGGGGAGAGCCCCAUGGAGCUGGAGCAGCACCCGGAGCAGCAGCCUGAGAUGAAGGAAACAAAUGAGCAAAAACUUCACAAAAUAGCCAAUGAACUUCUGCUUACGGAAAGAGCUUACGUCAACCGACUUGACCUCUUAGAUCAGGUAUUUUAUUGUAAACUAUUGGAAGAAGCAAACCGAGGCUCAUUUCCAGCAGAGAUGGUGAAUAAAAUCUUUUCUAACAUUUCAUCAAUACAUGCCUUCCAUAGUAAAUUCCUAUUGCCAGAGCUGGAGAAACGAAUGCAAGAAUGGGAAACCACUCCUAGAAUUGGAGACAUUCUUCAAAAACUGGCGCCAUUCCUCAAGAUGUAUGGAGAGUAUGUGAAAGGAUUUGAUAACGCAAUGGAAUUGGUUAAAAACAUGACAGAACGAAUCCCCCAGUUCAAAUCAGUGAUUGAAGAGAUUCAGAAGCAGGAGAUUUGUGGGAGCCUGACUCUGCAGCACCACAUGCUGGAGCCCGUGCAGCGGAUCCCCCGCUACGAGAUGCUUCUGAAGGACUACCUGAGGAAGCUGCCCUCGGACUCCCCCGACUGGAGCGACGCAAAAAAAUCACUUGAAAUUAUAUCUACAGCAGCAAGUCAUUCUAAUAGUGCAAUAAGAAAACUGGAAAACCUAAAGAAACUCUUAGAGAUUUAUGAAAUGUUGGGAGAAGAAGAAGACAUUGUAAAUCCUUCAAAUGAACUAAUAAAAGAAGGACAGAUACUCAAAUUAGCUGCUCGAAAUACAUCAGCACAAGAACGCUACCUUUUCUUAUUCAACAACAUGUUGCUGUACUGUGUGCCCAAAUUCAGCUUGGUGGGCUCAAAAUUCACGGUGCGGAACAGGGUUGGAAUUGAUGGAAUGAAAAUCAUAGAGACUCACAAUGAAGAGUAUCCACAUACUUUCCAGGUGUCUGGGAAAGAGCGAACACUGGAACUGCAGGCCAGUUCUGAGCAAGACAAAGAAGAAUGGAUCAAGGCCCUUCAAGAGACUAUUGAUGCUUUUCAUCAAAGGCAUGAAACUUUCAGAAAUGCAAGUGCAAAGGAUAAUGAUAUUCACUCUGAGGUUUCUACUGCUGAGCUAGGGAAAAGAGCCCCGCGGUGGAUCCGGGAUAAUGAAGUGACCAUGUGCAUGAAAUGCAAAGAGUCUUUCAACGCGCUGACCAGGAGGCGGCACCACUGCCGAGCCUGCGGAUAUGUGGUUUGCUGGAAGUGUUCAGACUACAAAGCUCAACUGGAGUACGAUGGCGGGAAAUGGAGCAAAGUUUGUAGAGACUGCUUCCAGAUAAUAAGCGGGUUCACAGACAGCGAAGAAAAGAAGAGGAAAGGGAUUUUAGAGAUCGAAUCAGCAGAAGUAUCAGGAAACAGUGUAGUGUGCAGCUUUCUUCAAUACAUGGAGAAGUCAAAACCUUGGCAGAAAGCUUGGUGUGUGAUUCCCAAGCAAGACCCUCUUGUGCUGUACAUGUACGGGGCCCCCCAGGAUGUCAGAGCCCAGGCUACCAUUCCACUGCUGGGCUACCUUGUGGACAACAUGCCGAGGAGUGCAGACCUGCCACACAGCUUCAAACUGACCCAGUCCAAGUCUGUGCACAGCUUUGCUGCAGACAGUGAGGAACUGAAGCAGAAGUGGCUGAAAAUUAUCCUGUUAGCUGUCACAGGUGAGACCCCGGAUGGUCCAGAUGAGCAGCCCACCAGCUUGGAUGAUCCCCCUGGACCUAAGAAUAAACCUGAGUGCUGAACUCACCACGAAAGACACACAGCUCAGACAUUCCCAGCUCACCUCACUCAUCUCGUAGCACUUUAUGUUGAAAAUCCAGGCUCAUGAAUGCAUCUGCUGGGGACUGUUUUCCUGUUUGUGUAUUCUUGAGAAAAUCAAUGUGCACAGCCAUUCUCCUGAUAAAGUUUUGAAGUAAUGUGAAAAAUAGAGAUUUUUUAAUCAGCUCCUCCUUGAACGUGUACUAUUUGUCUUGAAGAAAAUGGUGUUGAUUAUAUCACUAACAGGUAGAAUGGGCCACUUUCAUUAAGGAAAUCCUUCAUUGUGUCUCCUUCCUAUGUAGGAUCUGUAUGAAAGAUAUACCUCUGUGUUGCCAAAAUAGAUCCAUGGUAAAAAAUACAGGGACAGGCUAGGGAACUGUAUUGACUUAUUUAGUUUAUAAACCUCAAGCUGCAUAAAUAGUGUCCUUUUACAAUGAGAAAAAGGACAAAUUGUGUUCAGACUUUUGACUUAUUAAAAAAAGAGAUACUUCUUUUUGUAGAAAUAGUCCUAAGAAUACAAUAUCUAAAGUACAUAACAAUUAUCUGUAUAUAGUAUUAAAUAUGAACAUAUAUACUAUACAUGCUUUUCUCUCAGCUUAAGUUCACAUCAUCUCUAAUUUAUUUUUUAACUUUAAAGCAUGUUUUAUCUUGGAACUGAGCAGUGUUCUAAAUUUAAAUGUUUCUGGUGAUUUACAUUUAACGGAUUGGUAUCUAAGGCUAUUGAUAUUUUUAUAAUAAGAAAAAAACAGUAAUUUAUGUGGCAUGGAAUAUAUUAGUGAAUUCCAACAGUAUUUUUAGAGUACUAUUUUUUUUCUGUGCCUAUUUAAAACAGUGCCUCUCUUAGAAGGUGCUAUUAAUAGCUGUUUAAAUAUAAGGGUGAGGGUUCAGUUAGUAUUUCUGUCUUGAUUAUUUUGAAAUUAAAAUGCAUUUUGAUCACUGGGUUAGUCAAAUGCAUACGGGUUAUUUUAUUAUCCUUUAUAAUUAUUAUAAUCAUUGCAGUAGUUAACAUCAGCAUGUACAAAAAUCUUUACCAAAACCUGAACCAUAUUAUAAGACACCUGACCUUACAUGGACUGGGACAUGUGGAAACUACAUUGAUUACAAUGUUUUCCUUUUCCAUAAGACUGUUAGGCAUGGUGAGAUGAGAACUAUCUAUAAUGAAUGCUCCUGAUAACUGUGUGGGCCUAUUCUUUUGUGAGAUAUGAGUUAAAAUUCACACACCCUGACCUGUACUUGGGAGCAGGGUUUGGCUGAUAUGUAGUAAAGGAAGUUUAUGCUCUGCCAUUUCACCAGAAAAGGAAAGGGAAAACAUUAGAAAAAAAGCAGUAUUUUAUUUAUUUGGGGGUUUUUUGCAUUAACAUUUUUCUCAAUUAAGAGCACUAAACUUCUGUACCAUACAGGUGUACUCCCCAAUUCAAUCUGGGCUGCCAUAUAGACAGACAGAAAGCGCAGGGAUUUUUCCUUUAGCAUCCUAGUGCAAACCAUAAGAACAACAAAUUGUUCAAGGUCUAUCAAUAGAUGCACUAUUUUAAUAGCAGAUUUUCUGAAGGUACACAUGAUUUAUUCUCUGAAAUUUGAUAAAUUACGAUUCUUUGUCACCAAGACCAUUAAAAUUUCACAUUGAUCAUUUAACUUAAUCAUUUUUUCCUCAAAUUAGAUUCUCACCUUUCAGUGACAUACCGCAUGCAUGACUACUUUUUAUCGCCAGACAGUCAGAAAUCCACAAGAAGGACCCCACCACUCUCAGACCUGAAGGACUGCAUCUUACAGGGAGAACAGACUGACUCAAUCUGAGACCGCCCUGCACAUAUUCAGGUCCUGUGGCUUUAAAAAAUAAAUAACUCUUGUUUUGUUCAGAGGAGCAAGUGAACCAAUUGUGGCUAUAAUUAGGUUCCCUUCCUGCAUGACAGGAAUACCAGCCAGUGAUUAUUAACAUUUAACCAAAUAUUUAAAGCCACAAAAGAGAAAAAGGUAGCUUCUAAUGCCCUAUUAGAUCAGUCCAAGCUAAAAGAAAUUUUACAAUGCUUUCUCUUCUAGCUGCCGUGUGUGUGUGUGUGUGUGUGUGUGUGUGUGUGUGUGUGUGUGUGUCGGUAUGUCAGUGUCACGAAGAGAAAGAUAGUCAGGCAUAGUUGUUCAGAGUAAUAAUUGAGAAAAACUACAGCUAUAGAUGCUAUUUUUUAACAAUAAAAGCAAUAAAAAUGUAGGCUGAUUAUUAGAUGAGGACUUUCAUAAUUGUGUACAGAACGGUGGAUGUAUGUGACAAUUGGAUUUCUGAAUUAAAUUAUUUUUGAAAACUUUUAACAGCAAGAAUUUAGACUUUCCCUACCAAGAAGUUGUUCAGGAAUAGUUGUAGCAUGGGCACAUUCAGCCUUAGGCUAUUGAAUAUUAUAAUGAGAAUAUUAUUACCGUGCUCUUAACAUUGACUUUCAUUAACUUACUAAGGACGGGAAAUACUAAGAUUUCUGGCUGUCCAGUCACCAUCUUCACUUUUUGCCCCACUUUCUUUAGUCAAUCACAAAGAGAAGCAGCAGUAACAGCCUUACUCGUUUCUCUUUUAAAUAAUCAUUAAUAGUUUUACUUGGAGGAAGGCAAAAGAAUGCUCUGGUCACUUAUUAAACAUUCAAGUAAGCUAAAAUACCUCAACUAGCAGCCAGUGUUUUUCCUCUCCAAGACACCUGAACUGUCCUGACAAAUUGCAUCUAAAAAAACAAAAUCAUUGGUUGCUUUUGUAUAUUAAAAUCAAUGUUCUGUUUGGGCCUUAAUUAUUAUCUAUGAUUCAUUCGGUGCUUUCUCAAAUCAUCUUUUUUUAAAGUGCCCUGUAAGCUUAAAAAUACUUGUUUGAUAAAUCUGCUACUCAUGGGGGCUGGGGAUUUAGCUCAGCGGCAUAAGCGCCUGCCUUGUAAGCAGGCAGUCGUGAGUUCGAUCCCUGGUACCGAUAAAAACGAAAAAGACAAAAAAAAAAUAAUAAAAAUAAAUCUGCUACUCAUUAUGAAAUAUUUCAAUUUUCAAGCUUAAGUUUUGCUCUUGUUGAAAAUCUGCCAUUUAGACAUGGUGCAGACUUUUAACUCACAGUUGUAAGUGGGCUCAAUAAUGAAAAAUGCCACCAAACACUUCGGUGAUAAUGCCAUCUGCAAUGCCAUUGUGCAUACAAGCAAUAACACUUUGCUGGUGUGCUUUUAUAUUGAAAGUUUAAUAUGGAAGCCUUUGCCCACAAGCAUAUAGAGAAUUAACUUUCUAGAAGUGAUGAUAUAUUCUGCUAAGUACAAGGAAGAGGAUUGGGAUGGGGGAAUCAUUCCUAUUCAAAUACUAUUAAAAGCAUUUUUACUUUGACAACGGGUACAGAUAGUCAAAGCACACUUGCACUCUUCAGCUACAUUUUGUUGUCUGUGAAGUUUAAUUUAGCACCUAUUGUUGGCUGACCUAUGGCAAACUUUUUAAAUUACCAAAUUUUUACAGGAGCUACCCUUUCAACUUUCCCUGUGGAUUUUGUUUACUUAUUCUAGUUAGAGUAUAAAGAAAACCAUUAAAACUUCCUGGUUCUGCAGGGUUGUUAAAGAGCCACUGAUGCCUUCAAAAAACCUUUUCUCAAAUACUUCUGCAAGUUCACAUUUCUAUCUUUUUCUUAUUUCUACUUUGUGGAGGCAGUGGGGCUUUCUGCCUCUUUCACAUUUUAGAGUUUCUUUGUUUAUAUCCAGAGCCUUAAGUUAUUCUGAGCAUAAUGUCUAUGAUGCAUCUGUAAUCAUGACUUUUCUAUACAUUAUGUGUAUCUGGAGGAAUAGCAUCAGCAGCCGCAAAUAUAUUUCUUGGGAGCAAAGGUCUAAUUUUCUUUUGCAAGUAUCUCUGUUAUAAUGCAGAGUAGUGUUAUGAAAAUUUACAUGUCUUAUGAUAUUCAUAGUAGUGCUCUAACAAUGAAGCACUUUAUCCUGCUAAAAUCUGAAACACAAGAAUAUCUUUAUGUUUCCAUUCUAAAAUUUUGAAUUUUCCCAGUGUGUGUCAGCAUAAGAACUGGGGCUACCCAGUUCCUAUUCUUAGGGCUCUAAUGACAUCUAAAGCAGAUCACCUUACUUCUUCAUUCAUAUCCAGUUUUAUUAGACUCAAACCACUUUUUAUUUUUGUACUAAGUACUGUCUUUCUAUAGCUUCUCUAGAUUUAGAAAAUGAGAACCUAUACAGAGAUCACUAGGUCUGUUUAUAAACCUUUCUGUGAAUUUAUACCCGUAUGUACAUAUGUAAAAAUUGUUGAUUUUCAAUUUUCUCCUUCCAUAGGAAUGAAAUUUUUAUAGAAAAAAUUUUAACUUAAGUAUUUUAACAUAAAUUAUUCACAUGGAUUUUUAAUGUAUAGUUCAUCCUUUUACGUGGAGCCUCCUCUUGUUUUAUCAUGGGGUGGUGACUUUGCUUUCAUCAGGUAGGGUGAAGCGGAAGGAGAUGAGAAACUGCUGCUGUUCUGCAGCUCAGAGCCAUGGCUGGUAGAAGGAAAGUCCAGCUCAAGAGUGCUCUGUAAAAAGCGCGCCCUGUCCUUGCAUGCUGAUGGGAUCCAUCACGCCGUGGCUCUGGCCUUGGCCUCUAAGUUAGACUGCAGUAUCGUGUCAUUGUUUUUUCCUUUGGGCUUUUAAAAAACAGUUCAUUCUCUAGACCAUUUUCUCUGCUGUUUGCUAAGGCAACACAUCCCUGGGAAGUCAGGCAUGGUCUUAGGCUCUCUCCUCUGAACUCUUGGCCACGCUUGGUCUUCCGCCUGGAGGUGACCUGUGGGGGUGCUGUGUCCCAGAAAGCUUAUCCCUCUGCCUAAAAUUCAUUGUGGUAGGUUUGGUGGAAAAUCUUAGUAUAUUUUAAUAAGUUAAAACUAAAUAGAGUGAAAUAUAGGUUUGAGAAAGAUCAGUAGUCUGCGGGGACCAUUAUUACAGAAUCAAAGUAUAUAUUACAUAGUAUAUGGAUAUUGGAAUGUGUCAUGGGGGGUCGUCUGUCAUUAACAAACAAUCAUCUGUAUAGAAAGCUUUUUUAAAAAACUGGACUAGCAUUUCAUCUUGUGAGUGACAAUUGACUGAUAUUAAAAAUCAGUAUUAUCUUGAUUGUUUUUAUUUGUUGACUAAGUUUGAAAAGAUGUGUUCUCUGAAUGAGUCAACUCUAAUGUGAAAGAUGUACACAAUGAUUUUUCUUCCUAGCUGAAUGAAUGUAAAAUACUUGCAGAUAGUGUAUAUACUGUGUAACAUAUGUAUAUUUGGUCAUAAAGACAGAUAAUGGGAAACAUUGUAAAAUUAAGCACUUUAAUUCCUGUUAAAUAUUAAACAUUUGUAUCUUGUAAAUAAACACCCUUAAAUCAGUC